Molecule: messenger RNA, 1829 nt
Organism: Bicyclus anynana (squinting bush brown)
Lineage: Eukaryota; Metazoa; Arthropoda; Insecta; Lepidoptera; Nymphalidae
Exons: 2
Coding region: 898-1671 (257 amino acids)
Cellular component (GO): extracellular region
Molecular function (GO): chitin binding
Source: RefSeq, a predicted model, not a curated record
CGCACACCAUGACCAUCGAAAAAUAUAUCGACCAAUAACGGCAGAAAAAAUAGCCCUCUCUUUCGUCACAACGAAAGGUCGGACGCUGCAUAGUCUACGGUGUAUGUGAGACUACGAUGGUUGGCUGAUUAGCCAUCCAUGAUAGCCCAUCAUCCAUCUGCAUCUUAUUUGGAAUGUCAAAGGAUCCUAAAAUUAAACGGUGACAUUCCGAUAUCUAUCUAUUAACUUUUUCUUAUUCGAAACUUUACAAAGCAAUAUAUAACUCUUUAUAUAUGCUUAACCAAGUUUCUAAUUUAGAACAGGUAUAUGUACUAAAAAGGUGUUAUUACCUAGCAUUAGUUGACCUGAAUUAUAGAGUGGUCUUUAAUAUCUUAUCUAAUACUUUCAUAGCAUUGAAUAGAUAAUUUAUUAAAGUAACCGUUACUUUGCGGAAGUCGCGAAUAACAAAAUUACACUAUUUUCCAUACAAAAAAAUCCGAAAAAUCAAUGCGAGAAAGCAACUCUCAAAAUGCACUCAACGCACUCUUCUCAGGAAAUCUCCACUCAACGAUAUCAUUUGAGUUAUAUCUUAACAUCUUUGCAGCCCCUUUGGCGUAAAGAAAACUCACUCUAACAGUACAAAUAUUUAUUCUAGUUACAGUUACAUUAUUCAUUCGCAAAGAAUUCAAAGAUUUGUAUGUCAUUACCUCGAACAAUAUGCGUAUGUAAAUGCUUUACUCUCGGUCGAAUUGAAAGAAACGGUGACACAGUGCGCUAAUGACAUGAAACCAUUUCACCAAAAGGUGUUAAAAGUGAUAAUUGGUCGUGACAUGCGGACUUUUCAAGAAAGCGUCUCUAUCCGUUAGUUGUCCUCCGAUCGUCUUCUAAAAGCCUUGGUUUUGGAUUUAAAAAUUUAAAAUGUUUAGAAUCGAAUUUAUUAUUUUAACGUUAAUUAUUAAUACAGUGAUUAAAAUCAGCUCAGUGUUUGCUAUAUUUACCAGCAGGAACGUUGAUUGUGGUACCUAUGGUUUUAUUUGCGAUGGUGUUUCGAGACUGAGGUUGUGCGAAGGCGACAAAAUCCUGGGUCCCGCUUUCAUUUGCCCGGAAAACACUAUGUGCAAUGAAGAGUCUACAGACGUUUGUGAAAACGCCAUAAACUAUAUCGAUCCAUCCAUAACCAGGGAUCUUCGAUGCUACCGCAGUGAAAGGAUAGCAGACACAAGCGUGCCGGAAUGCAAAGGUUACAUCCUGUGUAUUCCAAACAAGAACCGUUUUCAAGGCAUCAAGUUCAAAUGUUCUGGGAACACGAUUUUUAAUGGAUACACCCGAACGUGCACGUCUCCCGAAAAGUACAAAUGCCCUUUAGGCAAUUCGACGAAGACAAAAGUGCACUACUUCGGUCAAGCUGAUAGAAGAGUGGAUAGCAACCGUGGCGAAGCUUUCCAUAAUCCUAGUUCGAAUGUUCAAGGUCAUAGACCUAUUGAUUGUGGUAGCUACAGAUUCACAGUCACGCAAGACGGUAGCCCUACCCGAGCCACAUACUUUUGCCCUUCGCGACCCGUCAGAGGAGAGUCCACCGUACGAUGUACGGUGUUUUCAAACCAUUUUUGUAUAACACUGGAAAGAGAUGACCAAGAUCAGUUUAUCCAGAACACAGGUGCUGCGUUUCGGAGACCUCGCCAAAUGUUAUAGCAAUAUAAUCCAGAAAAUUUACUUCUUUCAAAGCUUUGUCGAUAUAUUCCAAGCGACCUUGCAAUAUUGUAGAAUUAAAAUAAGGAGGAAAUUAGAAAUUCUAUCUAGUAUUUUAAAAAUAAGACUGAAAUAUAAAGGAAAUAAAAUUUAUUUAAAUG